This is a messenger RNA of Melanotaenia boesemani (Boeseman's rainbowfish), 3944 nucleotides long. RefSeq names its product serine/threonine-protein kinase tousled-like 1-B. The transcript has 22 exons. The coding region runs from base 366 to 2648 and encodes 760 amino acids. Lineage: Eukaryota; Metazoa; Chordata; Actinopteri; Atheriniformes; Melanotaeniidae. Gene Ontology annotation, molecular function: ATP binding; protein serine/threonine kinase activity. Gene Ontology annotation, cellular component: nucleus. Gene Ontology annotation, biological process: chromosome segregation; intracellular signal transduction; peptidyl-serine phosphorylation. The record is from RefSeq and is a predicted model, not a curated record.
CCAGAUCAGUGUCUGUUUCGGUGUCAAGCCAUCCCCCAUUGCGCUGCUAGGUGCACACCAGCCUCGCGAUAGCCUCGCCUACUACCAGAAUCAAAGCUCCGCUCGCGAACUGGAUGCUGACAGGCGCGCGGUGCGGUCAUCAUGCAAAGGUUACAUUGGAUCCGUUUCAAGAAGCCGUUCCUCCGCAGGACUCGCACGGGUCACAAAAUGCGAGACGUCUAGCGAGAGUAACAACAACAAAAGCGGACUAACUCGCGUUUACUGGGCCUGUUUGACGGCGGCAGGUGUCAAACGAUGGACGCAAGUUUAGGAUUUUCGCGACAGGCAACGUGUACGCUGGCUCCUCUCGGCGGUAAAGUGGCUUCAUGAGUGUCCAAAGUAACAGUGGAAGUGGUGGUGGAAGUUUGGAGGCGACGCCAUCUUGGUCGCAGCUCUCCUCGUCCCCAACGAUUUCUCAACAACAUAUAACGGCGACCGCAAAGAGCAAGGAAGGCCCCAUGGAUGAGCUGCACAGCCUGGACCCCAGGAGACAGGAGCUGCUGGAGGCCAGGUUUACAGGAGCUGUCAGUGGCAACACAGGAGGCAGCACCGGCAGCACCAGUGGAGGUGCUAAGGGUCUGGCCAAUGAAUCGUCAAACCACAGCUAUGGAAGUCUGGGCUCAUCCAGCGACAAGGAGUCAGAGAGCUCUGAUUUGAAAAGAGGGAGCUCCCCUGCCUACUCAACCCCAGAGAAGAAGCACUCUGAGUCGUCCAGGGGGAGGAAGAGGAAAGCUGAUACCUAUUCUGAGAGCAGUCAAGGGAAGACGUCACGUGGACCGAAAAUCAGUGACUAUUUUGACUUUCAGGGUGGAAAUGGUUCCAGUCCAGUUAGAGGCCUCCCAUCGGCUCGCCGCUCACCACAGAGCUCUCACUCUGCUCCAGGCUCAAUCAUCCGCCAAAACAGCUCCUCUCCCACCAGUCUGUGUUUCGGGGACCACAACCCUAAAGCCUCCUUAACCAAAUUUGUGCAGACGGAGCUCACGGGUCUGAAACUUGCUGCCCUGGAGAGCAACAAGAGCCUGGAUCUGGAAAAGAAAGAAGGACGAAUAGAUGACCUCCUCAGGGCUAAUUGUGACCUACGGAGACAGAUCGAUGAACAGCAGAAACUUCUAGAGAAAUACAAGGAGAGGCUCAACAAGUGCACCACAAUGAGCAAGAAACUGCUCAUAGAGAAGAGCACACAGGAGAAGCAGUCUUGUCGCGAGAAGAGCAUGCAAGAUCGCCUCCGUCUCGGUCACUUCACCACCGUCAGACAUGGCGCGUCCUACACGGAGCAGUGGACUGAUGGAUAUGCAUUCCAGAACUUGAUCAAGCAGCAGGAGAGCAUCAACCAGCAGAGGGAGGACAUAGAGCGCCAGAGGAAGCUGCUCGCAAAGAGGAAGCCCCCGAAUCCCGCAUCUCCCUCCAUGUCUGUGGCCUCCACAUCGGAACCCAAACAGCGAAAAACGAAGGUGGUCAACGGCAACGAUUCUGACCCCUUCCUGAAGCCGUCCCUGCCUCAGCUACUGACCUUGGCUGAGUACCACGAGCAGGAAGAAAUCUUCAAACUUCGCCUUGGACACCUGAAAAAGGAGGAAGCUGAGAUCCAGGCCGAGCUGGAGCGACUAGAGCGGGUCAGGAACCUCCACAUCAGAGAGCUGAAGAGGAUAAACAAUGAGGACAGCUCAGCUUUUAAAGACCAUCCGACUCUGAAUGAGAGGUACCUGCUGCUGCACUUGCUGGGCAGGGGUGGCUUCAGUGAAGUCUAUAAGGCUUUUGACCUGUUUGAGCAGCGCUACGCCGCUGUUAAAAUCCACCAGCUCAACAAGAACUGGAGGGAGGAGAAAAAAGAGAACUACCACAAGCAUGCAUGCAGAGAGUACCGGAUACACAAGCAGCUGGACCAUCCCAGAAUAGUCAAACUGUACGACUAUUUCUCCCUGGAUACUGACACGUUCUGUACAGUCCUCGAGUUCUGCGAAGGAAAUGAUCUGGACUUCUACCUGAAGCAGAACAAGCUGAUGUCGGAGAAAGAGGCACGCUCCAUUGUCAUGCAGAUUGUCAGCGCACUGCGCUACCUCAACGAAAUCAAACCUCCCAUUAUCCACUAUGACCUCAAACCAGGUAACAUCUUAUUGGUGGAUGGUACGGCAUGUGGAGAGAUCAAAAUCACAGACUUUGGUCUUUCUAAGAUCAUGGACGAUGACAACUACGGUGUGGACGGGAUGGACCUCACAUCACAGGGGGCUGGCACCUACUGGUACCUUCCUCCAGAGUGUUUUGUUGUGGGGAAAGAACCACCUAAGAUCUCCAACAAGGUGGAUGUCUGGUCUGUGGGAGUGAUCUUCUUCCAAUGCCUCUAUGGACGCAAGCCGUUUGGUCACAAUCAGUCGCAGCAGGACAUCCUCCAGGAGAACACCAUUCUCAAAGCCACAGAAGUCCAGUUUCCAGCAAAACCACAGGCCAGCACAGAAGCCAAGGCGUUUAUCCGCCGCUGUCUGGCCUAUCGGAAGGAGGACCGGUUCGACGUUCACCAGCUGUGCUCGGACUCCUACCUCCUCCCUCACAUGAGACGUUCGAACUCCUCCGGCUCCCUGCAGUCCUCCACCUCCUCUCUUCCUACCUACUGACUCACAACACUGACGGGACCCUCAGGUCAAUCUCAAAGCUGGAUUUUUGGAUUCAGAGAAUCGUAGAUGUGGAUAUUUUUGUUUUUUUUCCCCCCAAAAGAGGAUAAAUGGACAGUAUAAAAAGUGUUUUUUGGAGUUGUGCCCUGGAACUUGAUUGCAUGACAGAGAGGUCAAAAUAUUAAAAAAAGGAAAAAAAGAUGAAUGGCAGAAGAGAAGGGGAAUGGGACAAAAUAAAAGGCACAGCGUUGUUUGGAGUAAGAAAGAGUGAAGAAAGUAAAGCAACCGGAUUUGGGCCGAAAAUAACCCCUUAGGAGAGAUUAGCAGUAUUAGACCUCCUUGAUUCACUGUCCAAACCCACUCCACGUUUGUCAUAAUACACCUAAAGAGGCGACUAAGAACUAUGUCAACGUAAAACCACCAUUACAGGCUCAGUGCUUUCAAGGACUCAGCAGUGAUGAGGACUCGUAAUUAUCUGAAAAGAUAUCCACUACAUGCAAUUCAUUUCAGCGGCACAAAACAAUGGUUGCUUCUGUUCGAACUUACUCUGCACGUGAGAGGGAUUCAUUUUACGAUGAUGUAACCUUAAUGGGACUUGGUUAGAUUUGCACAUCCAAUCCAGGUCAUGUCCAUCUGGUCUCAGUACCACAGUGUGGCCUCGAAAGCAUUUCAGCUUUGCAGACAGUGGAUCUAACUUUGUCUUUUUUGUUUCUUCUUCUUUCUGUUCAGGUAAGAGUCAGAAGCUCUGAGAACAGUGUGUUGGCGUUGGACUUUUAAUUAGAAAAUUUACUGUUUUGCAAAAACCUGUCAUCGGGUUGCAGAAUUAAUUGUACAUUUCAUGUUCAGGAGACAUUAACCAUUAUAAUAAUGAGGCUUUCCCUUGCUUCGUAGUGUCUCAGUUUGCUCCAUCUUAUUUGUUUCCUCCCUGCAAGCCAUUCUGUUUGCUGCUAUAAAUGUUGCUUUUAGUUUGUAACGUGAAAGACUUUCCACCUCAGAUUUGCAUACUUGAACUGUGUAAAGAGGACUUCUCCACAGCCUGUCUCCUGUUUGAGGGAAUGCAGUUCGGCAUCUUUCUGUAAUCAACUUCUCAACAUCAACAUCUACUUGGACUUUUUUUUUUUUUUUUUUUUAUAGUGGAAAAGCCUGAUAAACAUUGUAAAGAGUCCCGUCAUGCUUUCGUUGGUGCCUGCAGAAGUGGGGCACGCUCCAGGUUUGCUGAGUUGCUGCAUAAUUAACUUCUGGAACUCAUGUGAAUAUAUCCAAAUGUUGUCAUCCUGUAAAUAAAAUACUUAACCCGUA